CUCCCUGACCGGCGGACACUCCGCCUCUCAGUCGCCCGGUAACCGAGCUUCCGUCGGCGGAUUCCAGCUGGGUGUCAGCCGGCACUUCCACGCCAGAUUCACGGACCGGACUAAAGGACUGGAGGAGAUAAAAAAGCAGCCAGUGAACUCCGUGGGGGUCGUCGAGGCGUUUUGUGCCACGUCGACGUUCGAAACUUUUGUGUGUUUCCUGGAAGUCAUCAGCCGGCCGAGAAGCGGCGGACUCACUCGGAGUUUCAACACGUGUCCGCGGAAGAGGAUUCGUCACUUUUUGUGCUUUUAUUCCACUCCCCGGGCUCACUUUCAUUCCACUCCCCGGGCUCGGUGCUCCCCCAGGCUAGUGAACCCGAGGCUGCCGGCCGCCCCCGUCUUGUCCCGCAGGUGAAGGCGUGUCUGUGGGCGGGGAGGGGAGCUUUGUUCUCCGCAAACACCUCCACUUUGUUACGGGAAAAGCCGACAUUCGCCUUCUUCGCUGGACUUUAUUUCCCUCAAAUGAGAGCCUCCAGAGCGGGGGAUCUACUUUCCUCUUCCGGUCGGCCAUGAAAGCGGGCUAGUUUUUAAAACAACGUUCGGUGUUUCUCAGGGGCUAAAGUGUUGUUUAAAGACAUGGCGUUGUCUCAGAUCCAGUGCCUGGACGAGCACCACGUCAACUGGCGUGUGAGCGAGAGCAAGCCGGAGUUCUUCUACAGCGAGGAGCAGCGGCGCGCCCUGGAGGCUCUCAUCGGCCAGGGCCGUGCUGCGUUCACGGACUUCCUCCGCGAGAACGCCAUCCGGGACUUCUUGUCGGAGCCCGAGCAGGAGCGCAUCGGCCGCGCGGCGGAGGCGUACCGGCCCGGGCAGGAUCAGCACUACCCGAGGCCGGAGACCCCCGGCCACGCGGGGAACACCACCCCGGGCUCCGGGGAGGAUGGCGGGGACGGCGAGGUGUCACUCCAGUACUGGCCGGACCGCUCCGAGGGCUCCGUGGCGGAGCUGGACCUCGGCUGGCCGGAAGCCAUCUCCUACCGCGGGGUCACGCGCGUCAACGUGUACACGCAGCCCCCCGCCUACGCGCACGCGCACAUCAAGGAGGUCGUGCGCAAGAGCAUCGCCUCUGCGCAGAAGGUGAUCGCUGUAGUGAUGGACGCCUUCACCGACGUGGACAUAUUCCGAGACCUGCUGGACGCGGCCUACAGACGGAAAGUUCCGGUGUACAUAAUCAUCGACAUCGCUGCAGUGCCCUGCUUCCUCUCCAUGUGCGGCAGAGCCGAUAUGCACCGCGGUCACCUAAAGAAUCUCCGCGUGCGCUGCUGUGGAGGUGUGGAGUUCUUCACAAGGUCGGCGCAUAAAGUCUGUGGCUCCCUGAGUCAGAAGUUUGUCCUGAUCGAUGGAGACAGAGCCAUCUCCGGUUCAUACAGCUUCACGUGGUCCUCGUCUCGCCUGGACCGAAAUCUCAUCACCGUGAUUACGGGACAGACGGUGGAGGCGUUUGACUUCCAGUUUCGGGAACUGUUUCUCCUGUCCCGCAGUGUGUCCCUCAGCAAGGUCCCUAUGGUCGACGAACCGGUUCCUGACCCGCUUCCCAAGGCCGCUCCUGUCGCCGUGCCAACCACCGUGGCCAAGAAGCUCAUCAACCCCAAGUAUGCCCUGGUUGCCACCAGUCAGACUUCUUCCGACCAGAACUCUACCAACAAGAACUCGCAGGUGCCCGCUGCGUUAAAGAUUCGGAGCGGGCGUCUUAGGAAUGUGUCGGAGGAGCCACCGAUACAUCCGGCGUUGGAAAACAUGGAGAAAGCGUACCUGAUCCCAUACCUCCCCACUUGGCCAGAACCAGACCCACCCAGCGACGUGAUUGGUUUUAUCAACAUUAGGGACGAGAAGCGAGCCAAUCAGGUUCACUUGCAGAGGUCAGAGCGCUUUGAGGUCAGUCAGGCUAUUCGAUUCCGCUCGCCGCUGACAUCGGUGAGCCAGAAUGAGGGGGCCGCGUCCGGUCAGGAUACAAAAGCCGGAGAAAAACCCGCUUCCGGCAACACCUCUACUCCCCCGAGUGAUUUCCAAAAGGAUCAGCCGGCAAGCACAGCUUUAGAUCAAGACUGUACGGAUGCAACGGAUUCCAGAAGUCCCAACACGCAGGAGACACACCCAGCACAAACUCCGGCUCCUAAAGCCGCCGCAGAGCCUCUGCAGGCAGACGCCGCUGGACAAGCUCCGGAGAUCCAACCAGUCCCUCCAGUCCCUAAACCGCGAACGCUGCACCUGGUCAUAGACCACGCCUCCUCAGACCAGCCCGACGAGAAGCACAUCACUUUGAUUAAAAUUGACAAGCACGUCAACGCCGACGCCGCCUUCGGCGACAUGAGUGACACGCCGCUCCGCCAUGUCCGCGUCACCACCAUGGAGGAAGGCGGCGACUCCGGCAGCAACGACAACGGCAGCCAAGACAGCACCAAGGUCAUGUGCGACCGAGUGGCCGCAGACAACCCCCUGAGCUUUUCCACCGCGUCGGAGGAGGAGUUUUACGACUGUUCCCCGCAGGAGCCCGGCGACCUGUUGGCCGAGCGGAUCAGCACGGGGUCAGGCCGCGGCGGGCAGCGGCUAGGGGACGGAAUCAACGUGAUGGCCCGCCUCUCUCAAAGCAUGCUGGAUUUACGCAAGGCCAAACAGGCGGAGGACGGCAGCAGCGUCCUCAUUCGCCAAUCGCAGCACCUGCGCAAGCAGGGUCACCUCUCGCCGCACAGGCGCGUGCCGUUGUUCCAGAUGUCCAGGUCUCCAGGUCGGGAUGGCAGACCCAGGGGCCCCAAAGUGGUCAUCGCCAAACCAGGAAGUUACCACCGCCCCCAGCGCGCAGCGGGCCCUGUGAUUGGAGGACAUCGCUACUGGCAGGCACAGAGGCUGCAUCCUGACCCCGGCCUGGCAGGACCUGAUGCUCGCUCUGGACGCUCGCCACAACGCCCCGGUCUGGGCUUCAAGAAGACGGCUCACACCUCCUCCCAGUCGCCGGGGGCCGGCACUUCAGGGGCCGCUCACUCCAAGAUGAACAGUUUCCGACUUAUAAAGGCCCGAGGGGCGGCCGUGCAGAAGAAAUCCUCUCAAACCAGCAAAGCUUCCCGGUAGAAAUGUUGAUGACACACAUUUCAUGAGGUAUGUUCUUCUGCUAAUGUUGUGAGGGUAAAUAUCACAAGUUGACUUCAUCACCUCUCACAGGACUUUAGCACUGUAAACUAAACAAUGUAGUCCAACUGGAAACACUGUGAUUGGUUGCUGACCUGGUGGGGGCGGGGCUAUUCCCAUAUUUGGACUUGUUGACUUGUACAGAUGUGGAGGUGUUUGGGACCAGAAGUGAAUGUUAUUAAUAAAAGAUGAGAUUUUUGCUGAAA
Entelurus aequoreus (snake pipefish) is the source of this 3374-nucleotide messenger RNA. RefSeq names its product family with sequence similarity 83 member Gb (gene sack1gb). Lineage: Eukaryota; Metazoa; Chordata; Actinopteri; Syngnathiformes; Syngnathidae. The record is from RefSeq and is a predicted model, not a curated record. The coding region runs from base 625 to 3111 and encodes 828 amino acids. The transcript is spliced from 5 exons.